CUUUUUAAAAUUGAUGUGAGAAGUUGCACAAACUGCAGCAGAGUAGAAAGAGUGAAGAUGUCUGCAGAAACAUAAUAUUGUAACCCUUUUACUACAAGAAGGAACCACUAUAAAAAUCCUGGGAACAUAGGGCUGUAGCUGUGGCAAACUUUAUGAAUUUGCCUAGGUGUCGGAUAGCCGUAAAGAAAAUCUCAUUUUCUGCAUGAUGGGGGUUGUGGGAGAGGAGUGUAACCCCUCUGUUUAAGAAAUAAACGUAACUUCAAGCCUCAGUGAAUUAAACACCGGUUGAAAUGUAGCAUGAUGAACUCUGCAACAACAAAGACAAAUCGACCUUGUAUGAAAAUAAAAUGGGACUGUGAAAUAAAUAAUAGCAUGUACUUUAAAAAGGGAUGAAGUUAGUGGCAUCUGUUUAUGGACUAUAUAAACAUUGUAGGUUAGUCGCUGUAGAGUGAUGUAGUUGAUCUUCUGUCCAGCCAUUCAAUGGUAUUGUAGAAUUGUUAUGUUUAUGUUAUUUUGAGUAGGUGCGGUAUUUAUUAUAAAUUUACUGACAAAAACAUAGGCAAACAUGUCAGCAAGAGGUGGAAAGAAACGUCAGAAAGCAAUGUCUAAGUCGCAGAGAGCUAACGUGACAUUUCCGGUGGGGCGGAUGCACCGGUAUUUGAAGAUGGGGACCCACCGUUUGCGUAUUGGAGUCGGCUCUCCGGUGUACAUGGCAGCCGUCAUCGAAUAUCUUACAGCUGAAGUUUUGGAGUUAGCAGGAAAUGCUGCAAGGGACAACAGAAAAGGACGGAUAACACCGAGACACAUUCUACUGGCUGUUGCAAAUGAUGAGGAAUUACACUUGUUACUGAAGAAUGUGACAAUAGCAUCAGGUGGUGUUCUACCGAAGAUCCACCCAGAGCUGUUAGCAAAGAAGAAAGGUGGGAAGUUUGUGAUGGGCAACAAUAUGCCACUUACAGUUCCAUACAAGAAGCCCAUUGCUACAAAGCCCAUAUCACACCACAAGAAACCGUCACCACCAGUACCCGCAUCAAGUGGUGUUCGGACUAAGAAAGCAUCUAGUUCCUCAGCAGUGAAAACUGGCAAAGGGAAGGGCAAAGCAAAGGAAACAAGUACUAACAGCACCACAGCUGGAACUGGGGUGACUAUAUUGUCGGAGAAGAAGCUGUUCCUUGGGCAGAAGCUCACAGUUGUGCAAGGAGACAUCACCAACAUAACUGCAGAUGCACUGGUCCACCCGACAAAUACCAGCUUUGCAAUGAUGGGCGACGUGGGGCAGGCACUAGAAAAAAAAGGAGGAAAGGAGUUCUUGCAAGAAGUACAUGACCUGCGCUCUUCCCACGGUUCCCUCGACUCCACCACAGCAGCAGUAUGUUCAGGUCACAAUUUCCCAGCGAAAUGGGUUAUUCAUGUGAAUGGACCUUCAUGGAAUGAAGUAGAUUCAACUGAUAAGUUGGAGAAGACCGUGAAGAACUGUCUGACAUUAGCUGAUCAGAAGAAUCUGAAAUCAUUAGCCAUACCUGCUAUAGGUAGUGGGAGGGCUGGCUUUCCAAAGCAGCAGGCUGCUCAGACCAUCUUGAAAGCGAUCAGCAACUAUUUUGUAAAUGUGAUGUCUUCUUCACUCAAACAGAUCUAUUUCGUGCUGUUUGAUAUGGAAAGCAUCGGAAUCUAUACUGCAGAACUUGCGAAGCUGGACUCAUAGAAUACAAUGUUAAUUUACCAGAGUGCUUAGCAAAGAAGUUGGGAAGAAAUCUGAUUUGUUUCUGCUAGUAUUAAUUUAGUGCCCAGAUUAUAAGAGAAUUCCAAAGCAAGUAUUGGUGCAACAUUUAGUUUGUUUAGAAAUAGUCAUACUAUUUUAAAUAUAACAAGUCUGGAAAGUAAAUAAUAAUGCAAAAGUAUGUUGUUUUGUGACACUAACUCUUAGCUGCACCUAAUGCAACAUGACAGUAAAAUUAAAUUGUCCCUGUUGCAUAUAACAUUUUCAAAUAGUAUUUAAAAAAAUACUCACACAUAUACUGAAUUCAAAUGAAAUUUAUUUUUCAAAUUGGUAGAAUUUUAAGAUGUAUUCUGUUUCCAGCACCUACAUAAUUUGACACAUAUAUCUGAAGAUUCUGGUUUUAUCAGCUAAGAGUUUGUAUUGUGUAAAGAGGGCUUCAGUUAACUAGUCUUGAUUGUGUAGAUACAGUGAAAUUAAAUGGCACAGAAAAAGGUUACAGUGUAAGCCUUUUAUGUGAUGUUAAUUGUAUUUAGCUAGUCAUGUUGUCAUGGAACUUUGAUCAAAAUUUAUUGUAUUGUUUAGAAGACAUUUUCUAGAGAAUUUUAUUUCAUAGAGUAGCUUAAUAAAGAACUGAAAUGAUGUGGGGUUACAUCCAUGUUCAUAAUGAUGGUGUUCCUGUUAUUAAUCAUUGAGCAUUGUGUAAACUGUAAUGUGGUUAAUGGUAAUUUCUUUAAAAACAUACUUGUACAUAUUGUGUGUUUGUCUAUGAGUUUGCUGAAUGUGUAUUAAUUAUGACCAAGUAUUUUUACACUUCAUAAUGAAUUUUUAAAUAGUGCACAUGUAUAUGUGUGUGUGUGUGUGUGUGUGCAUAUUGUAUGUGCUUAUUAUGGUGCCAUGUCUUUUUAAUAUCAGUUCUGUAUUAUAUUAUACUUCAUCGCUUCAGUGGAAAAAGAAAAGUGGAGUGGAUUUGUUGUAAUUCUAUUUAUAUGGUUUACUUUUCAACUGAGUUUAGGAUAAAAAGUAAUAACUUAUUCAAUACGUUGAAUGGGUACAGUAGACUGGAUGGCUGGCUGACAGGGAUGUUAAAAAUAUUCACUUUAUCAUAUUUCAUAAUUUGUAACUGGGAUGGGAAGAAGGAAAAUCAUUUUUAUCUCAGAUUGUAGAAUUAUAUAUCAAAAAAGAUAGUAAUUAGCAUUUAUUAAGAUAUAAUAAAAUGUUUUUAUAUAACAUAAUUUGUACAGAUAAUUCAUGAGAUUUGUUUACAACUUUCUGUGAUUGCACAGACAAACUAAUGGCAUGCAUGUUUAAAAAAUAUGUAAAUUAAUUUCUAAAACCAACUAACCAUACAGUUGCUGAAAUUAACAGCUGAGUUCAAUAACAGUAACAGUAAAAAUUCAAACAUGUGCCAAAGUGAUACACUAUAUUUCUUGUAUAGUAAAUUAACAAGUAUAGCUCAAACAAGAUGUGAAGCUUAGAUUGACUGCAUAGCAGAGAUUUGGUGUGCUUAUAUCUAAACAUUAGUAUAUAUAAGUUAUAUCUGUAGGAAUUCUUUUUGCUCAAAUAAAAUAUAACAAAUUAAAAAAUGGCUCAUAUAAAAAAUAUAUACAUAAAGUGAAACAUAUCAUAAAGGUCUGUAACUUUCAUUUGAUUUUUUGUUUGUUAUUUAAUGAGAUAUGAGAAGUAUACUAAUCCUGAUUUUAGUCCAUAAUAGGAUCUUUUAUUAAGAAUUUUACCAGAAUUUGAUAAAGACCUCUGAACAUUAAUGUGCAACAGACAAUAUGUGAUAUGUUCACAGAACAGGAGUGUGCAACUGUAAGAUACAGAGUUCAGAGCAGGCCAGCUUCAAAGUUUGGUGUAAAUUAUGGUUAAUUUAACUGCUCACCAUUAAUGUAAUAACUUAGUACCAAAAUUAAAAACAGAUAUAAGGUACAUAAAGUGGUGUUAAAAAGUAAAGUAUAGUCACACAUCACAGCAUUUCCUUUUGAGUUAAAUACUGUUUGAAAUUUAAAAUUAUUAGUAAUAUACUCAGAGUGACUGACUACAAAGCUAUAAUUCUGGUAAAUUAAUCAAAUUAAACUUUACUAUUUCAGGCACUAAGAAACAAAAUGCUUCAACAUGACCAUGUGUGUUCCAAACUUUGGUGCUUUCAUUGACUUGUCUUUUUCUUUAAUUCUUAGUUUUAAUUUUAAGUUAGUUGGUUUUGGAAGGGAAUUUCACUUUUCCAAAUGUGUUGUGUUUUAUGGAUAUUCACUGCCAAAAUGUAUAAGAAUUACGCUGUGAACAUUGUGUUCAUGUAUUUAGUAAGACUAUUCUUUCAUAUUUACAUACUUUCCUUAAAACAUCAUGAAUAUAGUGUUAUGUUCUUUUGAAGUUUUUAUUUUCAUCUAUAUACUGAAAUGAAUUGUUGGCUUAGUGAGACACUUGUCAUAGAUUGUAAGAAAAUUAUACAGCAUAUUUGAAAUGAGCUGGAGCCACGUAUAAAUAUCGGAGGUCCAUUCUGGAUAUAAACAUAAUGCAGUUUAAUUUGUCUUUUUUGACAUUUAACACACUAACUACUAGUACAUAAUUACUAUGCCUAAGCUUUGCUACCAGGGUGUUUGGUUAGAACUGUGAUUUAGGAAACUGGCUCAUUGUACUAAACAUUUGUAAAUAAUAUAAAAUAAAUAACACUAUCAUUAUUAUCUUUCAGUUUUCAAGGAAUUCCAUCAUUAACACAUAACUGAACAAACAUAGAUUAAAGCAAUGCAUUUGCCAUUGUGUACCACCCCCAGAUUACAGAUACUGUUAUUGCUUUGUGUGGUGGAUCAAAAGAAAUCACAUAGAAACCCCCCAAAAAUUAUUUUAAUUGCAGUAUACUAGAUCAGAAAUCUCCCGGCAGAACAAACAAGUGUUAAUCAUACUUUCCAGUCAUGGUAGUAUGGGUAGUAAGUGUGUUAAAGGCAGUAUGUCACUAUAAAAAGGAGAGAAACAUUGUGUAGAUUUAAUAUGUACGAAAUGGGAAGUCAUGGUUUCUAACAUUUUCUAAUUCAAGCACUGGUGUCAGUAACUUCAAUAUAUUAUACACCAUUGAAAAGUAAUGUUACUAUAAAUAUUUAAUUAUUGUGCAGAAGUGUUCGAAGUAUGUAAUUGUUACAUUCCUGUUACAGACCUGUUUAAAUUGUGUUAAAUCACAAUUCCUAUUUGUAUCCUGUGCAGGUUUAGUGCUCACAGAACUAAAGUUUGUUUGGUCAAAGAUGUUUAUGUACAUUUAAUCUCUUAUGAGAAACAUUUAGAUGAAUGAUUUUUGUGCAGUGCAUGUGAUUGUUGUAUGGAUAACUUUGAUAAUUGGUUGGGUAAAACAGAAUUUAGAGUGGUGAAAGUAAAUGGAUAAUAAAAUAUUGAUAUGUCACGGGGUUGGGUAAGGAAUAAGUGAGUUUCUUGAAAUUACCGUAUGUUUUAAUAUAUAUUAAAAAUAUCAGUUGCUAUGGGAACAUAAAUUAAUACAAAUUGUGCCCUUUAAAAGUAUUGUCAUUCAAGUGUAGUGCUGGACAGACCAGGGUGCCUCUGUCCUAUGUCACUAUUUUUAUACCAGUGUAACUGUUACCAUAUGGUUCUGGACAGGGAAAUUGAGACUGACAUUUACAUAUUGGAAGGAUGAAAGUUAAAACUUGUUUCAGAUGUGACAGUUGCUUACCUAAUUCAUUCUAAAGCAAAAGAUUUUAGUUGUGCUUCCAGACCUUGUAUGUGUGUACAUAUGAAUAAAUGGAAAGUUGUUUAAACAUU
Zootermopsis nevadensis is the source of this 5479-nucleotide messenger RNA. RefSeq names its product core histone macro-H2A.1. NCBI's taxonomy places the organism in Eukaryota, Metazoa, Arthropoda, Insecta, Blattodea, Termopsidae. Gene Ontology annotation, molecular function: structural constituent of chromatin; DNA binding; protein heterodimerization activity. Gene Ontology annotation, cellular component: nucleosome. The record is from RefSeq and is a predicted model, not a curated record.